CAUGUAGUGUAACCAAGUACAACAUUAAUAACCAGAAACAGAAGUUAACAACAGAUGCACUUUUGUUGUUAAUUGCUGGAGAUCUACUUCCAUCAUGACUGUCGACCGUGGACAGCCAAAACUUUAUAGACUUUGUUGAGAAGCUUGAUCCUAAAUAUCAGAUCCCAAGUCGAAAAUAUUUGUCCAGUAAAUUACUCCAUGAAAAGUCAAGUGAAGUGAAAAACAAUCUAAAAGUUCAGCUAUCUAAGGCAAGAAAUGUUUGUUUGACAGUAGAUCUGUGGUCCAAUAGGCAAAUGAAGGCUUUCAUGGGGAUCAACGGACAUUUUAUUGUCAACUGGGUGAUGAAGUCAGUGAUGCUUUCCUGCAAACGAUUUAAAGGGAAAAACACAUCAGAAAACAUCAGACAUGAAUAUGAAGAAACACUUGCCCUGUUUGAAAUUGCUGAUAAGAUCUGCACAGUUGUUAGCGACAAUGCAUCAAACAUGGCGAAAGCAUUCAAAUUUUCAAUUAUUCAUGCAAGUGAAAACUGGAAGCUGAAAAACGACUGCACGCCGAAAAUGUCACAAGAUGGAACUCACAACUAA
Messenger RNA from Saccostrea cuccullata (small rock oyster), 584 nucleotides. Its product is annotated as E3 SUMO-protein ligase ZBED1-like. The record is from RefSeq and is a predicted model, not a curated record. NCBI's taxonomy places the organism in Eukaryota, Metazoa, Mollusca, Bivalvia, Ostreida, Ostreidae.